AUGGGCGUCGGCCGCUUCUUCUGCGUCGCCCUCCCCCUCAUCCUCACCAUCGGCGCCAUCAUCUCCCUCCUCGUCGCCACCCUCUCCGGCGUCGUCCACAACAACAACCUCUUCGUCUUCUCCGUCGACGUCUCCGACCUGUCCAUAAACCCCGCCAACUUCGACAACAUCGCCAACAAACUGGGCGGCCGCGCCGACGCACAGACCAGCAACAUCACCGCCGGCAACCUCGGCCUGGAUCAGGUCUACGACGUCUCGCUCUGGGGCUACUGCAGCACCGACAAGGAUGGCAAGCGUGACUGCAUCAAGGGCCGCUUCGACUGGGCUUCGCAUGAGCUGAACACGACCUGGAUCGAGGACUUUGGCUCUGCCGCCGGCGUCAAGAUCAAUCUCCCCACCGAGGUCAAGGAUGCUCUCAAGGUGUUCCGCACCGUCACCAAGUGGACCGAGGUGGCCUUUAUCAUCGCCCUCGUCGCCCUCGGCGUCGAGCUCUUUGUCGGCAUCUUCUCCAACUGCUCCCGCGUCGUUUCGUGCCUGACGUGGCUCGUCGCCUCGAUCACGGCCGUCCUCGUCGGAGCCGCCGCCGGCCUCGCCACCGCCAUGGCCACCAUCGUCGUGGGCACGGUCGAGAGCACCGCCAAGUUCUACGGCGUCAAGGGCACCGUCGGCACGCGCUUCCUCGCCGCCGUCUGGAUCGCCACCGCCUUUGCCAUCGGCGCCGCCUUCUUCUGGCUCUUCACCAUCUGCUGCUGCAAGCCCGAGCACCGCAGCCGCAGCGCCAAGCGCGGCAGCAAGCACGACGACGGCGAGAAGCUGCUGCCCACUCGCGGCUAUGCGCCCCUGACCAGCGACCACGAGAUGAGCGGCGGCUACUACAACCCCAACCAGCAGAGCCAGCAGUUUGGCCACAACUACUCGUCGCAGCCUCCGCGCUACCCCGGCGGCAACGGCCGCUCGGAUCUGGCGUACGAGCCUUACUCGCACCGCGCAUAA
Purpureocillium lilacinum is the source of this 993-nucleotide messenger RNA. RefSeq lists its product as uncharacterized. Gene Ontology annotation, cellular component: cell cortex of cell tip; plasma membrane. NCBI's taxonomy places the organism in Eukaryota, Fungi, Ascomycota, Sordariomycetes, Hypocreales, Ophiocordycipitaceae. Gene Ontology annotation, biological process: fungal-type cell wall organization. The record is from RefSeq and is a predicted model, not a curated record.